UUGAAUUAAGGCCCGCUGAUGCACUUGAAAAAUAUUGACAUGUACUCUAACUUGAAUCUUUUAAAAAUGUUUGUUGCUCUGAAGCCACAAGAGCAAAUAAAUUACAUGACAUUACAAAACAAUGCAGGCAAAAUUCGAUAAUUUCUAAAUUUGUGUUUGUAAAGCCGGGUAGAAACUGGUUUAUGUGUAUAAAGGAGCGCUUGGAAUGGAGGACGCCUGGUUUAUUUCUUACAAAUGUCUCCAAACUUUCUUCGUUACCAUCAACACCACCACACCAAGAACAAUGCCAUCGCUCUAUUACACUACUUGUAACCCUCUCCAGUUCACCCUAUUUCAGUUAUCUGAACAUUUUGGAUAAUGAUUGAUCGCUAUGGUAUGUUUGAUAAUUUAUUAAUUUCUUAUAAAAAGCAAAACGAACGAAAACAAGAUAUUCCGUAAAGCAUUAAAAAAAAACGAAAAACAAAAAUUAACAGGAACUUAAAUUCUGUUAUUCAUCGAGAAUUGGAUUCUUUAAGUUUGUUUAUGUAUAAAUAUUCAUGGCAACAACGCCUCUUCGAUAAUUCCAGGCUUGAAAACCAAAUUAUUUCCGCCUUUUGUCUUUUUCUUCUUUACUUCCUAAGAUACGAAGAAAACUUUGUUUUUUUUUUUUCACACGAAUAUGGAACAUUCAUAUUUCCGUAAUUCUGGACAAAUCCUUCUGCCGGUCCAUUAAAAUAAAGUUAUUAGCAAUAUACUGAAGAGGCGAUUUAGUUGAUUUAAAUCUCGUCUUUUCUUUAAUCUGUUCGUUUUGUACCGAAUCCAACGACAACAAAACAAAUAAGUGGAAAGUUAAUGUUUACAUCUUAACUAGCGCUGUAUUGCGUCUACGAAACUGCGAUGCUCGGAUUCGUUCGAACACAGGUUUUAAUCAUUUCUUUUCAUUUAUUCUUCGUUUAUAACCCUUGACACAGCGUAGGCAUGGAACUCAUUUUAAUCUAAAAUCCAUUGUGUUUCGAAAAUCCCCCGGCCUUUUGCCGAAAUCCUUGAUGCACAACUUAUGCUGCGUCAAGAAACAUCAACAUUCAAAGUAUCAAUAAAAUAUUCGGGUUCCACAUAAUAUUUGAAACAUAUUCUUUUAUAAUUCUAUACGACUUAUGUAUUCACUCCAGCAUGGCCGAAACCUAUUAACAAAAGUAAUAUAUUUGAAAAGAUUGUUAUUACUAUCUUAAUUUUACAAGAUGCCAUCUAUUAAAACUGAUCAUGGUCAGCUAGCCAUUCAAGUGGUUAGAGAAUCUCGUGGUAGAACUUCUCAUGGUAAUAAAAAAACUUCAAAAAAUGCACCUCAGGCACUAACUGGCAAAAAGAAUCCAAAAUCGAAAGGACAUUCCCAUAAAGGUACGGAACAACAUUUGUUCCUGAGCAAUGAUAAUGGAUGUAACUUCGACCUUAGUUCAGCAUCGUCCCGUUCUACAAAAUCAGCUUUUGCAAGACUUGGUACUCAAUCAGUUAUAACACAGGUUAGCAGAAGUUUAACCAAAGUUCCAUAUACAUCGACUAGUAAAGUUUCGUGUCAUUCUCUGUGUAAUGGUAUGAGAAAGCAUGUUAUUGUUGAAAAACACAGUCCACUCAGAAAAUCAGUUUCGAAACGGAUUUCGCCGUCUUUCCCAAAGCCUGCUGAUCUUGGUAGUUUAGAGAAUAUCUCUGUGUUCAAAGAAAACUUCCAUUCAGUUAAUAAUCCAGAAAUAUCUGUUCCAUCAGUGCAACACAAACAACCUGAAAUAAUUACCGUUAUUACAAAAGAGCCUGAAAGUUUUGAGCUACAAUUGCAACAUAAUUUUGAAGAGGAAAUGCUUCCUGCUUUGAAUUUGGAUCAGCUUGAUAACCAUUUUACUGAGGAAGUGGAACCUGAAUGUUGCUAUAAUACAGAAGAGGAAAACACCGUUGAUCCUCAAAACCAAAUUCCUGAAAAAGUAUUUGCAAAUGCGUUAGAUUUAGAAGUAAUUAAUUUGGAUUUACCAAAUGAUAUUUCUGCUGGUAAAACGUCCCCUGUUGAAGACGAAGCAGCUGUAGAGCAAUUGGAAGAUAAAUCAGUUAGAGAAGAUGAAAUUUCUGCUGUCAGACAGAAAGAAAGCACAAAUCUAGAUAAGAAACCAGAGCAAGAAGACUGCUGUCCUUGUCGUGGAACUGCUUCAGUGCAAAAAACACUCAGCACUGUUGCUGCGGCCACUGCCGCUGCGUUUUCAGCUCAUCCUUUAUUGGCAUCACAUAACAGAUUAGAGGUUCAGUUGAUGACUCUAUUGGAUAAGAUGAAUUCUUUAGAACAACAAAUAUUUCUACAGAAACAUGAAAUGGAGAAGGAAGGAAAGCUCCAGAAGUUGGAGAAUCAACUUAGCCAAGUAACAAAGGAUCGGAUGAAUUCUUUAGAACUUUUACAACAGCAGAUGUUUGGUAUGCAAGCCAACUUUCUAAAUGUCGCAAAAAGUUUUGAGAACAUGUUUGGUCAGGUUCCCGACAAUAUUCAACAAAAAAUUAAUGAGGAUGAAGAGAAAACGGAACCAUUACAUUACAGAUCUCAAAAUGUGCAACAUUCAAAAAAUGAUAUUGAAAAGUCUAAAGAACCUGAUUCUUUAGAAUCACUAGAUUUGUCUAUUAAUACAGAUAAAGAUGUAAGAAGUUUCCCUAAACCCCUUUCUGUAGCUCCCGAAGAUAAACAUGCUAAAAAUCCCAAAAAGGAACAUCAUAUUGAAAAGUCGUCAUCAAAAAGUGCAUCGAGAAGUCAUUCUAAAGAUACAUCUGCUCCUUGCAUAAAACCAAAAGUAAAUUCAAAUAAUCCUCUCAGCACAGCCCAUAAGGCAUCGAAUGUAAAGACAAACAUUGUGAAUGGCAAGGAAAGCAAAUCUACUUCGAAACCAAACAAAACUGUGAGUUCGGUGAAUUCCACAUCCAAAUUCCAGAAUUCUAGAUCCAAUAGAAACAAGAAAUAUCAAUCGAAUGUAGAAGAAGAAAAACUUGUUAUUAAAGAAAUUAACAGAAAUAUACAGAAACCAACAUCUGUAACUGAGAAACAAUCUGCUAAAGAGCUCCCUUUGAAAUACUCUUACCUUAAAACUUUUUCCUCUAAUCCUUAUUCUAAGGAACCGUAUGCAGUCCGAGAAACUUCCAAAGCUAAACGCAUUCCUAAGAAACAGUCUCCUCCUGCACCAGCAAUUCUGAACACUAGUUAUGUUAUUUCUUCUUCUCCCGAUUUACAGCACGAUGAAAAGGAGUUUAAUAGAAUUGAAAAUCAAAAUAGUAAUUCUAAGAAAUGGUUUACUUCUUUACAGUCAGUAGCUCCACUCGAGAAAUAUCUUCUAGACUCACCUCUCAAGACUCAACUUUUCACAUCAGAUAAAAUUUAUGCUGACCUAAAACCAAUUACUCCUUCAGCUGAACUUGUUGCUGGGCAAGAAAUUCUUUUACGUGCUCAGACUAGUCGGAUGUUUCUGGAAGAAAACUUAAAGAAUUUAGAACGAGAUUACAAGAAGGAUGCUGUUUAUAAUAUUGUGGAUAAUCUUUAUGAAAACAGCCCUGCAUCUCAAACUUAUCAAAUGAAACGAAAAGUUGACCAAUGUAUUGCCAAAAUGCAGAUAGAUAUUCAGAAAGAACUCUCAAUGGAAGAAGCCACUUCCAAAAAACUUUCUUGCUCAAAUCCUGCUACCAAAGUGAAUAAAUUAACGAAGAAAAAAGACUCUGAAGAUUUAAGUGGUUCCAGACAGAAACAACCAAAAGUUAUUGUUAAAACAAAAGAAAAAGCCCCACAAAGUUCAAGUAAAGCCAUAAAUGUCAUGUACCAAGAUCAAGAAUAUCUUACGCAAGUAUUUGGUAAAGCGACUUACCAAAAUAAAAGAACUACUGUUCGAGAGCCUUACUUACACAUCAGAAAUAAACCACAGACAAAAGUAACCCAACCAAAAGCUAUGGUGGAUGUUAAAGGAAUACAAAAGAAAUCUACCAAAGUUCAAACAGUGGAAGAAGUAAAGAAAACUGUUGAGAAAGGUACUGGAAUCGUGGCUGAUGACCAAAAAUAUUUCUUUGCUAGCAAACCUAGUAAUAAUUCUAACUAUUUACAGAAUUCAAGUUUGGUACCAGGCCAUUUAGGUUAUAUGGCUGUAUCCUUAAGAGAGCCUAGAAUGGACUCUGGAUUAACUCAUGCCGUUACAGUGAGGCCUGGUAGUUCUGUAGUUGUUGCUCCCCAGGACCAGCCUAAAGUUGUUCCUGCUGAAAAUGUUGUCCUCUGUACUGUUCCUUUUGUAAAUGAAGCAAAACCUGCAAAGAAAACCGUAUUGAGUAAGCAGGACUUACCAUCUGUCGAUAUUGUUGGAGAAAUGACCAAAGACAAGGCUGUAAAGAAUGUGAAGUUUACUACAGACAGUCAAGAUAAAAAUGUUCUGAAUACAUCUUUUGAGAAAUCGGUUACGAUUGCUGAAAGCACUGAUAAUGAAGAGGAGAUACCCUGUGAGAGAUUCAGUGAUGGUUCUGAUAUUGUUGAAGCAGAAAAUGAUGUUGAGGUAGUUGUUGUCGAGUCUAAAACCAAAGAAGCCAGUGAAUCAUUAGCUGAUAAUAAUAACAGCAGUCGGGUGUUGCCACAGCAGUUAGAAUUAUUAACUGGCUUAACAUCAGAACUAAUAUUAACUAAAAACCAUAAAAUAGCAGCUACAUUAGCAACAUCUCAAAGAAUGCCUAUUGAUGCUGAAUCAAUUCAACAAGAAGAAGAUCUAAAUGAAAUUAUUCAGUUAGUGGAACAAGAAAUUUUGUCACAGAUAAUCUCCAGCGACCAAGUAACACCUAAUUCUGCAGUUGCUUAUUUGAAGAAGAGCUUUUCAGCAGAAAAUAAUGGUGACAAAGAAUGUAUCCCUAAAAUAAAAGCUUCAGUCUCUGAGGAUUCUUUGAUACUAUCCCAACUGAUUGAGGAAAUUCUUGCUGAUAAAGUUGGCACAAUCUUAGCAAAUGACUAUGCUUUAAGCAUACCGACUUCAGACAAAUCUCCCAAACCAACUUCAUCUAAUCAAUUUGAAAAAGGUGAAAUUUGUCAAACAAAGCCAAACGAAUUUUCCUCAUUGAAACAAGAUGCAGUUUGUCAAACAAGUUUAUUAUUAAACGAGUUAGUUUUGGAAGAUAAAAAUUCACAUUUUACUGAUAAAACGCCUGGAAGUGCAGUUAUUUCUCAGCCUCUGCAGCCUACUUCUAUCAAAGAAUCAGUUCUUGUAGACACUGCCAUUCCUCAGGAGUCUGAAACCAUGAUAAAUGAAGAUGGUAGCAACUUAUUAAUAAAUGAAGCUGCAAGCUACUCCGCUAAUGAAAUCAAUUUAUUAAAUUUAAAUAAAAAUUCUGUAGAACAAGGAGAGAAAACUGAUGUACAAGAAACUACAACUGGUGAAAAUCCAGAUGAAGUUCCAAUGAAAAGUUAUCAUCCAAAUUUUGCCAAAGAUUCUAACAAAGACGCAGCAAAAGACUCAACUGGAAAUAUAGUGCAGCCUAUUAACAUUUCUGUAAUAACCCACUCUGAUGAUGGUGCAGUGCAAGAUACAAAUGCAGUCUCAAUGCAAAGUUCAAAAAGCCCUGUACAACCGUUCAGUAGUUUUGUAAUGCAACCAUCAACAAGUAAAUUACAAGACACAAAUGCACCAGCAAUGCAACGCUGUAUAAGUGUCGUGGCACAAGAUGCCGUAAACGUUUUGGGUAGUAUUACAAGACGGCAGUCUGAGGCAGAACGUGUCGAAGAGGUACAAAGGAGAAGAAGGGAAGCAACUCUUGCUAAAUUGCGGAUUGACAAAAUGGAAUCUAUCUAUAUUCCGCCAGACACUCGUGUCCGGUCUCCUGUUAGACACGUUAAAUUGGUCGAAAUAACUUCGAAAUCUUUGAACGAAACAAACACCGAAGAGAAAGAUCAAUUUAUAACGCCAUCAUUACCGUCACAAUUUCCUCCAUCGCAAUCACCGACGCAGUUUCUACCAUCACAGUCAUCACCAUCACCUCCACCACCACAACAACCAGCAUCACAAUUACUACUACAACCUCCGAAGCCUCACAGAACAACAUCAACAACAUCACAAACAACAUCGUCAUUGCAAUUUUCAUCUUCACACACAACAACCCCACCUCCAUCUUCUAUUGCUCACUUCCAAACUUCUGGGGCAGGAAAAGGCCCCAGCAGAUCUCUCUUCUCACCUGAGAACCCUGAUUCCCCUGAGAAAAUUACUGACGAACAAGUAAAAGAGCUUGGAGAAAAUUUCACAGUUGCUUCACUUGAAGGACUAAAUUUGGCGCCUAAAUUUGAUGCUGACAAUGACAACGAUGUAGAAGAAAUUCUUGGAACAGACAAUGAGGUUGCAACUGAUUCUUCACCUUUAUCUGACAAGGUGAGCAGUGAGUCACUGUCAUCAGGGAGCAGUAGUAGCAAUACUGCACUUGAGAGUCUCUCUGAUGGCCAGUGGCUGCUGAGUCAGAGUGAAGGACAAGCAGCGCUGUAUAUGGUCAGUGAUGGUGUCUACAAACGUAUUCUUGCUGAUGUCAGCAACCCCAGCACAUUGAAGGACUCAAACGAGUUAACUCGUGAUGACACAGCUGAUAUCACUUACAGCGAUGGAGAAUUUGUUCUCCAGCAGCGAGUUCCACCUGAGAAAGAUCCACUCUUACAACUCAUUUUGAAGAUGAGGAAGACCCCUUUGAAUCCACCUCACAGUCCUGAAAUGAUCCCAGGCAAUACUGAUGCUAAUGCAGAGGGUCAAAGAAGUCCCGGAGAAUGGGCAUUGUCCAGUUCAGAAAUUGGUCAAGCCACUUUCGAGACAUCUUCUGAUUAUGCUGCAGCAGCCUCAACAAACGUGAAGCCUGACAAUUCCAAUAAAAUGGCUAAAACAGUUUUACCUCAGCAAUCUUCUUCUAGACAAUCGCAUAUAUAUUCUAGUGAUAAAAGCAAAACAAAUUCUCGAGUGAUCUUUGUUGGGUUGACCCCUGAUGAAGAUGCUACGGCAGAAUUAGGAUUGGAAAUCCAACAAGACCAAACUCCUGUGGUACCAAAUUUGUUGCAGAAUGGGUCAUUUCAACCAAAGGCUCCUAUCACAACUGCUGGUUACCUGUUGCCUUCACAACAGAGUUUUAUGCAACCCACUGAUCUGAUUGGGUCCAAAUCUGUUCGUUUCAGCCAAUACAGAGGGAUUGAUCCUGUUGUUUCUGACAAUGCUUUAUACAAUGAAAGCCAAUAUGUUGAUGCGUCUGUAGAGUCAGAUGUUCAUAAUACGCUGCUUGGUGAUGGCGAUGACAUAAAAGACGCUCAGAGUCUGCCACGACCUCCACUUAUACCUCAUAGAAUACCGGUAACGAUUCCGAGUCCAGGAGAAAUCUGGGAUGAUGAAGACAUAGAAGAAAUAUCAUUUCAGGAUGGUAUAUGAGACUUUUUUUUCACUGUUUCAGAAUUUGUUUUCCAUUUUUUGAUCAGAAUGCUGCAGCAUAUUAACUGUGAGGUUAAACUGCUGACUGGUUCAAACUUGACCGUUACAGAUAUUCAUCUCUAAACCUCUCUGAGUUCAAUAACAUAACACUGCUUGCAUCAUUCUACAUAUACCUCUCCUGGUUCACAACUGAAUGCUUAGCAGACAGAAAAGGUGUGUCUAUCAAGAUACUGACAAAUGCCUCAAAAAACAACCCAAUACCAGCAUCUACAAAAGUAAAUAAACAGCUCAGCCACGUGAGGAUGACAACACUGUGAAUGGAAAAACAGCCAGUUUCAUUCAUUUGAUGAGUUGUUAAUGUGAAAUAACGAAAUGAUCUAACUGCAAGUAUUCUGUAUUGCUGGAUAUAUUUAAAAAUUCUUUUUUUAUUUUUAUUAUUAUUAUUAUUUUGUGGGUUUAUAUCGAUAAAAUAAAUACCAGUUGAAUAUUGGGAUUGAUGUAAUUGGCUUACACCUUCCCUUAAAAUUGCUGGUCUUGUACCAAAAUUUCAAGCCAUUAUUAUUAUUAUUAUUAUUAUUAUUAUUAUUAUUACUCCUACUACUACUACUACUACUACUACUAUUAUUAUUAUUAUUAUUAUUAUUAUUAUUAUUAUUAUUUAAGGCAGCGAGCUGGCAGAAUUGUUAGCACAUUGGGCAAAAUGCUUAGCAGUAUUUUGUCAGCUGCCAUAUUCUGAGUUCAAAUUCUGCCGAGCUCGACUUUGCCUUUCAUCCUUUCGGGGUCGAUAAAUUGAGUACCAGUUGAACACUGGGUCGAUGUAAUCGACACAUUCCCUCCCCCAAACUGGCUGCUUCUUGCAGAAAAAUUUUAAAUCAUUAUUAUUAUUAUUAUUAUUAUUCAAGGAAAAAAUAGUGCCUGUAACCUUUAAUGGUUCUUCAAAACUGCUGAGAUCAAUGUGUUUGAUAUUUGAUUUGAACAUUUGUACAUAAAAAGAAACUUCCUGGAGUAAGAUUACAGUAACAAAGAGCAGAACACUACUGUCCAUGAUUGGAUGAUUAUUAGAAGAAAAAAAAAACAUAUGAAUUGACAGAACUAGCAGAGCAUUAGAUUGGAUAUCUUUGCAGUAUUAAGCCUCUUUCAUCUACUUUCUGAGUUC
Molecule: messenger RNA, 8562 nt
Organism: Octopus bimaculoides (California two-spot octopus)
Lineage: Eukaryota; Metazoa; Mollusca; Cephalopoda; Octopoda; Octopodidae
Source: RefSeq, a predicted model, not a curated record